This is a messenger RNA of Microplitis demolitor, 799 nucleotides long. Its product is annotated as mitochondrial fission process protein 1. Gene Ontology annotation, biological process: mitochondrial fission. Gene Ontology annotation, cellular component: mitochondrion. The transcript is spliced from 3 exons. Bases 141 to 653 code for a protein of 170 amino acids. NCBI's taxonomy places the organism in Eukaryota, Metazoa, Arthropoda, Insecta, Hymenoptera, Braconidae. The record is from RefSeq and is a predicted model, not a curated record.
CACUCUUUCGUGCAAUAUGAAAAAUGGCGGCAAACAUAAUCAAUAACAUUGAGAGCAUUGAAAAUUGUUAUUAAUUCUUUUUAUAAAUCGUGUAUAUAUUUAUAAAAAAUAACUUAGCACAAAUAAACUAAAAAUUAAAUAUGUAUGAGAAUAAAAUAAAAAUGGACAACAAGAAUACUGAAGUUGAUAUUUUUCGUGAUACUUCUCUACGAUAUUUAGGUUACACAAAUGAAGUUGGUGAAGCUUUUAGAAGUAUUGUCCCUAAAUCAAUUGUCUGGAUGAGUUAUGUUAUUGCUAGUGGUUAUGUCAUUGCUGAUACUGCACACAAAGGGAUCAAAGAAUAUGAAAAAAUUGGGAAGGAAGAUAAAAAUAAACGUAUUAUUUUAUCUGCAUCUGACACAUUGAUAUGGCAGAGUUUUGCAUCAGUGAUAAUUCCUGGUCUAGUUAUCAAUAGAAUUUGUGCGGGUGUUCGUUUUAUGCAAAAAAAUGCUAAAAGUCCAGUUAUGAGAAACCCAUGGGUAUCAACUAUUGUUGGACUUAUUUCUAUUCCCUUGAUAAUUCGUCCUAUUGAUGAUGGAGUUGAAAGAACUAUGGACUCUACGUAUAGGCAGUGGACUGGCUAUCAUCCGCAAAAAGAAAUGGAUGAUAAAUAGUUAAUAACUAGAUUUGUUAAACUUGUUGAGACAAUACGAAAGUGUGUAGUACAAAUUAUAAAUAAUAGUAUUACAAAAUUUGGACAUUCCAAAGUAAUUGUUAUGUCGCAUUUCACUGCGAUAGUUUAUAUUCCACACUAUGUCAA